GGGAGGUGGAGUCCAGAGGCAAGCCCCGCCUAGGCCACGGGCGGAAAUGGCUCCUCGCCUUGCUUUGCCGCCCCUCCUCACUCUCGCCCAAUCCCUGCGGCCGUCAGAGAGCCAACCAAUGUUUGUCUCGGCAUUUUCCCGCGACAAGUGUUACUAAUAUCCGGGAAUGGAAAGGGGAGAACUUCCGGGUGAGGCAUAGUUGUACCCUAGCUUGACGCCUUUUGCUGGAAGAGCACUGCUGGGGUUAGGAUUCUGCGCGGCGAGGCAAGAUGCUCAAAUCCAAGACGUUCUUAAAAAAGACUCGGGCGGGCGGCGUGAUGAAAAUCGUGCGCGAGCACUACCUGCGAGACGACAUCGGCUGCGGUGCGCCCGGGUGCGCAGCGUGUGGCGGGGCGCACGAGGGGCCGGCCCUGGAGCCGCAGCCCCAGGACCCGGCCAGCAGCCUUUGCCCGCAGCCGCACUACUUGCUGCCCGACACUAAUGUGUUACUGCACCAGAUUGUAAGUGCCUGGAGGCCGGGGACCUGGGCUUCUGUGGCCUCCAGCCUGCGACUCCCAGGCAGCUUAUUGAUGUUCUUGAGGACCCUGCCAUCAGGAAUGUAAUUGUGCUACAAACAGUUCUUCAAGAAGUGAGAAAUCGCAGCGCCCCCGUAUAUAAACGCAUCCGAGAUGUGACUAAUAAUCAAGAGAAGCAUUUCUAUACUUUCACUAAUGAGCACCAUAGAGAAACCUAUGUAGAACAAGAACAGGGAGAAAAUGCUAAUGACAGGAAUGAUAGAGCAAUUCGAGUAGCAGCAAAAUGGUACAAUGAACAUUUGAAAAAAAUGUCAGCAGACAACCAGCUGCAAGUUAUCUUCAUAACAAAUGACAGGAAAAACAAAGAGAAAGCCGUAGAAGAAGGAAUACCAGCUUUCACUUGUGAAGAAUAUGUAAAGAGCCUAACUGCUAACCCCGAACUCAUAGAUCGUCUUGCUUGUUUGUCUGAAGAAGGGAAUGAAAUAGAAAGUGGAAAAAUAAUAUUUUCAGAGCAUCUUCCCUUAAGUAAGCUACAGCAAGGUGUAAAAUCUGGUAUAUACCUUCAAGGAACAUUUAGAGCCAGCAGGGAAAAUUACUUAGAAGCUACAGUAUGGAUUCAUGGCGACAAUGAAGAAAAUAAAGAGAUAAUCUUACAGGGACUUAAACAUUUAAACAGAGCUAUUCACGAAGAUAUUGUGGCUGUGGAGCUUCUCCCCAAGAGUCAGUGGGUGGCACCAUCUUCUGUGGUUUUACAUGAUGAAGGUCAAAAUGAAGAAGAUGUAGAGAAAGAAGAAGAGAGAGAACGAAUGCUUAAGACUGCUGUAAGCGAGAAAAUGUUGAAGCCUACAGGUAGAGUUGUUGGAAUAAUAAAAAGGAAUUGGAGACCAUAUUGUGGCAUGCUUUCCAAGUCUGACAUUAAGGAGUCAAGAAGACAUCUCUUUACACCUGCUGAUAAGAGAAUCCCUCGAAUUCGCAUAGAAACCAGACAGGCUUCUACAUUAGAAGGACGAAGAAUUAUUGUUGCUAUUGAUGGUUGGCCCAGAAAUUCCAGAUAUCCAAAUGGACACUUUGUGAAAAAUUUAGGCGAUGUUGGAGAGAAAGAGACUGAAACAGAAGUUUUGUUACUUGAACACGAUGUUCCCCAUCAGCCUUUUUCACAGGCUGUUCUUAGUUUUCUGCCAAAGAUGCCCUGGAGCAUUACUGAAAAGGACAUGAAAAACCGAGAAGACCUGAGGCAUCUGUGUGUUUGUAGUGUCGACCCACCAGGAUGUACUGAUAUAGAUGAUGCUCUACAUUGUCGAGAACUCGAAAAUGGAAAUUUGGAGGUUGGUGUUCAUAUUGCUGAUGUGAGCCAUUUUAUUAGGCCAGGAAAUGCCUUGGAUCAAGAAUCAGCCAGAAGAGGAACAACUGUGUAUCUUUGUGAAAAGAGGAUUGACAUGGUUCCAGAGUUGCUUAGCUCUAACUUGUGUUCCUUAAAAUGUGACGUUGACAGGCUGGCAUUUUCAUGUAUUUGGGAAAUGAGUCAUAACGCUGAAAUCUUAAAAACGAAGUUUACCAAAAGUGUUAUUAAUUCAAAGGCAUCUCUGACAUAUGCUGAAGCUCAGUUGAGAAUUGAUUCAGCAAACAUGAAUGAUGAUAUUACCACUAGUCUCCGUGCACUGAAUAAACUAGCCAAAAUUCUGAAGAAAAGAAGGAUUGAAAAAGGGGCUUUGACUCUGUCCUCUCCUGAAGUUCGAUUCCACAUGGACAGUGAAACUCAUGAUCCUAUAGAUCUGCAGACCAAGGAACUUAGGGAAACAAAUUCCAUGGUUGAAGAAUUUAUGUUACUUGCCAAUAUUUCUGUUGCAAAAAAAAUUCAUGAGGAAUUUUCUGAACAUGCUCUGCUUCGAAAACAUCCUGCUCCACCUCCAUCAAAUUAUGAAAUUCUUGUUAAGGCAGCCAGGUCAAGGAAUUUGGAAAUUAAGACUGAUACAGCCAAGUCUUUGGCUGAGUCUUUGGAUCAGGCCGAAUCUCCUACUUUUCCAUAUCUAAACACUCUGUUGAGAAUAUUAGCCACUCGCUGUAUGAUGCAAGCUGUGUACUUCUGUUCUGGAAUGGAUAAUGAUUUUCAUCACUAUGGCUUAGCAUCUCCAAUAUACACACAUUUUACUUCACCCAUCAGAAGAUACGCAGAUGUCAUUGUUCAUCGGCUUUUGGCUGUGGCUAUUGGGGCUGACUGUACUUAUCCGGAGUUGACAGACAAACACAAGCUUGCAGAUAUAUGUAAAAAUCUAAAUUUCCGGCACAAAAUGGCUCAAUAUGCCCAACGUGCAUCAGUGGCUUUUCAUACCCAGUUAUUUUUCAAAAGCAAAGGAAUAGUAAGUGAAGAAGCCUAUAUUUUAUUUGUAAGAAAGAAUGCCAUUGUGGUAUUAAUUCCAAAGUAUGGUUUAGAAGGGACAGUCUUUUUUGAAGAAAAGGACAAACCAAACCCGCAGCUUAUUUAUGAUGAUGAGAUACCCUCACUUAAAAUAGAAGAUACAGUGUUCCAUGUAUUUGAUAAAGUUAAAGUGAAAAUCAUGUUAGACUCAUCUAAUCUUCAGCAUCAGAAAAUCCGAAUGUCCCUGGUAGAACCACAGAUACCAGGAAUAAGCAUUCCUACUGAUACUUCAAACAUGGAACUUAAUGGACCAAAGAAAAAGAAGAUGAAGCUUGGAAAAUAGCUAUAUUCAACAAAAAUCUUCAAAGACUGGUUUCUUUUUUAAAAGAAAAAACUUGAAAGAACACUUCUAAGCCUAAAUGUGUGAUACAGUUUGUUACUUUUAAGUACAUUUUAAUAAUUUCAGACAUUUGCAUUUUUAUUGAACGGUUGACUGUAUCUGUCCCAUCAUGCUACUUUACUUCUGGGUUGAACAGAAUUAUUUAUGCAGAAUAAUUCAAUUGAAUAUCCAUCACUUAAAUACAGUGACAGGACAGCAACUUCAGGGAUCUGUAAAGAUCAUUUAAAUGGAGUGCUCAUCUCAUUGAGGAGCGGAUUAAUUUUGCAUAAGUACUUUGAUUAUUUAAUAUUUGUAAGAAAAAACUUUCAUUUUCCUACAGAGGAAAAUAGAACAAUUUUAGAAGCAAGGAACAAUCUCUUUUCUAAGUCUUGGAAGCUGUCAGUGUUGAGGAUGUAAUCUCCUUUGCCAUCUUUUAAUUCACCUACCUUACACUAGGUGUUCUCUUACUGUCUUUAAAAGCUUCCUGUAUUUUAUUAGUGGUCCUUGAAAAACUGUGAAUGUUUGGGAAUUGGUAGAAAGGCAAAAAGUAGGAUAUUUUGACCUGACUGGAAAAAUGGUUGUGUUUUUAUUACCAGGUAAUAAGUGUGAUCAUUGUUGAACUUCAGCUCCAAUAUCUCUCCAGAAUAAGACAUUGGCAUUCAAAUGUCUACAUCUUGUUACUUACAAAAUAAAAAACAGAUAAUUAGUAGCUUUUAAAUUGUAGUUAUAUCAGUGUAUAUACACGAGGGGAACUGUAUAAAGACAUACUAAAGGGAACAGAUUAAAGUAAGUAUUACUAAUAAAAUUUGGUGUGCCAGACUGACUACUUCCCUUGCUAAUCACAGAGAUUAGUAAUGAUUAAAUUAAUAUCUUCAGGAAUAUUUUGGGAUAGGGUUGCCUUAAAACAUUUUAUUUGGCUUAUUCAAUUUCUAAAGCACUUAACGUUGUGCCAGGUUCCACUCAAGUAAACUAUCUCUGCCUUCAAGGAGCUUGCAGUAUAGUGAGAAAAGCCUGGCCAGUAAAUCAGCAGGUAUACUAAAUAGGUAGUCAUUUAGGCACUCAAUAAAUGUUGACUAAUUUUUCCAGUUUCCUAUUACUGAGGAAAACCUCCAUACGUUGAGGCAGAAACUUGUGUCAAUUGGAGGAAAAUAGACGAGUAGUCUUUGGUCCAGGUAAAAUGGGUCAGUGACACUAAAACAGUAGAGUAGGAGUCAAAAAACCUUUUCUGUGAAGUGCUAUAACAUUUUAGACUUUGUUGGCCAUGGUCUGUAUUGCAACUAUAGUCCACAACUCUGCCGCUGAUAGUGUGUAAGGAGCCACAUACAAUGUGUAAACAAAUCAACAUGACUGUGUUCCAACAAGGCCUGAUUUGUUAAGUUUCAUAUAUAGUCAUGUGUCACAUAAUGACAGGGAUAUGUUCUGAGACAUGUCACUUGGCAAUUUCAUCAUUGUGCGAAAAUCAUGAUGUAGUUACACAAACCUGGAUGGUAUACCCUAUGGUAUCCUAUAUGGGAUAGCCUAUUGCUCCUAACCUACAAACCCGUAUGGCAUAUUACUGUACUGAUUACUGUAGGCAGUUGUAACACAGUGCUAAGUAUUUGUGUAUCUAAACAUAUCUAAACAUAAAAAAGGUACAGUAAAAAUACAUAUACAGAUAUAUAUAAGAUAUAAAAUGGUACACCUAUUUAGGACAUUUACCAUGAACAAGUUGGCAGGACUGGAAGCUGGCUCUGGGUGAGUCAGUAAGUGCUUAGUGAAUGUGAAGGCCAUGAUAUUACCGUGCACUACUGUAGACUUUUAUAAACACUAUACACUUAGGCUACAUAAAGUAAUUUCACUAUGAUGUUACCAUGGCUGUGUCCCCAGGCAAUAGGAAUUUUUCAGCUCCAUUGUAAUCUUACGGGAUCAUUAUCAUAUAUUUGGCCACUGUUGACCAAAAGUUAUGCAGCACAUCAUUAUAAUUUUAAUGUGUCACAAAACAUUACUCAUUUGAUUCCCCCUACCCCUGCCAACCAUUUAAAAAAGUUUGCUGGCUAGGUGCGGUGGCUCACACCUGUAAUCCUAGCAUUUUGGGAGGCCGAGGCGGGUGGAUCACCUGAUGUCAGGAGUUUGAGACCAGCCUGGCCAACAUGGUAAAACCCCAUCUCUACUAAAAAUACAAAAACUUAGUUGGGUGUAAUGGCAGACGCCUGUAAUGCCAGCUACGUGGGAGGCUGAGGCAGGAGAAUAGCUUGAACCUAGGAGGUGGAAGUUGCAGUGAGCCGAGAUCGCACCACUGCAGUUGAGCCUGGGUGAUGAGAGUGAGACUCCGUCGCAAAAAAAAAAAAGAAAAUUAGCCAGGUGUGGUGGCAAGUGCCUUUAAUCCCACCUACUCAAGAGGCUGAGGAAGGAGAAUCGCUUGAACCUGGGAGGCAGAGGUUGCAGUGAGCCAAGAUCACGCCACUGCACUCCAGCCUGCGUGACAGAACGAGACUGUCUCAAAAAAACAAAAAGAAUAAAAACUGCCUACAGGCUAUAGUUAACCUGCAAUAGAGAAGAAAGGGAAGUAGGGCAGUGCAUGACUGGCCUUAGGUUUUUUCUUUCCAAGUUUAUUUUCUUGUGCUUCAGCUACUAGAGAGGUUUAAUUCAGGGGUAAGUCCCAAUUGAGUAGUUCAAGAUGAUCAGAGACUUUGCUAUUUUCCCCUAAGUUUCUAUUCCAUAAUCUAAAAUGUUCUGUUUCUAGUGCCAGUUCUUAUGCUAAGCAGGUUACAUGGAAUAUAUCACUUAACUCAAAAAGCCCUGUUAAGCCAGGACUGUUAUCUCCAUUUAACAGAUGAGAAAAUGGAAGUUUAUGGUCUGUUCUCACACUGCUAUGAAGAAAUACCCCAAACUGGGUAAUUAACAAAGGAAAGAGGUUUAAUGGACUCAGUUCCGCAUUGCUGGGGAGGCCUCAGGACACUUACAGUCAUGGCAGAAGGCAAAGGAGAAGCAGGCACCUUUUUCACAGCGCGGCAGGACGAAAUGACUGCCAGCAGGGGAAAUGCCAGACGCUUAUAAAACCUUCAGAUCUCAUGAGACUGGCUCACUAUCACGGGAACAGCAUGGAGGAAACCGCCCCCAUGAUCCAGUUACCUCCACCUGGUCCCACCCUUGACACGUGGGGAUUGUUUUACAGUUCAAGGUUAGAUUUGGGUGAGGACACAAAGCCGUACCACAUCAGCCCAGAUCAAGUAGUGACAGAGUAGGGAUUUGAAUACAGGUUAUAGUCACUAUUUUGUUAUUUCUUGACUUGUACUAGUAAAAAACUGUAGCCAGUGAGGCUUCUACCCUUAGUACCCAGAACUCCUUUUAUGUAUAGCAAUUGCUUUUAGGUAAAUUUAUAUUGAGUUUAACACCUGUGUGAUUAAAGACAACUUUCCAAUGCAGUAUCUGUAGCCAUGGCCCCUAAUGGCUAUUAGUGUUCAUGGUUAGUGUGUUGAAGAAGAUGAGCCAGGUACAUAACGCGGCACAUUUUCUGCAGAUCAGCAGUAAGGUUUCAAGGUACACUUAUGGAGGAAAGAAGAAAAUGACACAUUGAUAACAUAGGUCUUUAUUUCCUAAGGGUACAUAUGAAUGAUUCCCUUUUGAAUGAGACAGUUUUUAAAAGUUGAUUUAUAAAUACAAAAAUACAUUCUCCGAAGAUAGUAUUUCCAAACUGUUAUAUACCCAUCUACUCCCAACAUGGAUAUAAGUUUUUUUAAAAAAUAGUUGUAUAUAACAUAUGUAUCUGCCCCAGUGUUACUUCACAGGCCUACGCCCUAUAGGAACUCCACUCUCCCAGCCCCUUUUUCUCUUGGUUCUCCCACAUUCUUUCUCUCCCACAUCCUUACCCACGUUUGAGCUGGAAAGGAUGUCCCUACCCUAGGCAUGAGGUAUAUUUUAUUCUGGGCACCACACAUUUGCCCCAUAGAUAACAAUACAUGUGAUGAUGUCGCUAGUACUACCUUUCUAGUAUUUACAUACUUAAAAGUAGUAACUAGAACAGUUAUCACUGGAACUAAGAAUUUUCCCCACAGAGGUGAACAGACAGUUCAAUAAUUAAAAUUUCAGGAAACCUGUUUAAUUUCCUUUUUUGUAUCUUCGAUAAGUUAGUUUUAUAUCUAAGAUUUCUUCACAUGGGUUAUAAUUCAUCUGUAUGUUCAAGCUUUCAUGUAAAAAUAUAUAGUGCCUUCAGUUUUAACAUAGUUUCACAUGUUCUCAGAACUGCUAAAUUCAGUGCCAUCAGUAAGGCUUAAUAAGUAGUUCAUUGGCCCUGUAAGAUAGGAGCACUCAGCUCUGUCACAAUUUGUUGUUAAACACAUCACUCAAUGUAAGUAUAAAAAUAUUUAUUAAUAAAAAAUAAACUUAUAAUUCAGCAA
Messenger RNA from Nomascus leucogenys (northern white-cheeked gibbon), 7626 nucleotides. RefSeq names its product DIS3 homolog, exosome endoribonuclease and 3'-5' exoribonuclease (gene DIS3). Gene Ontology annotation, molecular function: endonuclease activity; 3'-5'-RNA exonuclease activity; RNA binding. Gene Ontology annotation, cellular component: cytoplasmic exosome (RNase complex); nuclear exosome (RNase complex). NCBI's taxonomy places the organism in Eukaryota, Metazoa, Chordata, Mammalia, Primates, Hylobatidae. Gene Ontology annotation, biological process: rRNA catabolic process. The record is from RefSeq and is a predicted model, not a curated record. The coding region runs from base 824 to 3214 and encodes 796 amino acids. The transcript has 22 exons.